CUAUGAAUUAUUUCAGUGCCCUCUGUUGAUAAGUACUAUAAUUUUGGUUUGCUGUUAUCUACAUUUGGGUACUACCGUGUACUACUGCUACUAAUUCAUUAGCUUUGUUCGCGGAGACAGUCCACGACUGGCCCCCGACUGACUCGCAUGCGCAGUUCCGUUUUUAAGCGCUUGAAAACGGAACUGCGCAUGCGCAUUAGUUAGAAAUCAGCCAUGGACCGCCUCCACGAACAAAGCUAUUAAAUUUGGGGGAUUUGAGCUUCAAUUUGGGGGAAUUUUAGUUUAAAAGUGGGGGAUUUAGAAAAUCGCAUCUGGCAACUCUGCUUCAGUCAGUGAUCAGCCGUUACGGGGAGAUAUCACGUUUGUUGAGACUUGUCGAUAAGGUUGAUAGUAGAACCGAUUACGUGAUGAUGGACCGUAGGAAGUUUUAUAAAAAAGUAAUAUCCGAAUUCUCUCAGGUACGGGCUAAACGUAAAUUAUCCUUCGAAGACGAAAUAGCAUCAAACCCUACACAGGAACAACAAUCUUCGGAAUUAACUUCAUUAUUGGAUAAUAAUCAACCCUUGACAAGCAUUGAAAAUAUGGGUGAUCAUGUUUCAUCUUCUAGAAUAUUUUAUAAAAAUCAUCAGUCAAUAAGUAAAUUAGAAAUACACAAAAACACCGAUGUCCCACAAAUAGAAUGUUUGCAAAACAAUAAUACCGAUGGCCAUAAUACUGAGACUCCACCAACCUUGGAAGGAAUAGUUGACACUGUUGCAGAGUUUCAACGGACUAUUGAUAGCAAUGUAAUUGAUAGCAAUGUAAUAACGAACACAAUGGAAAAUUUAGUCGCCAAAGAUGCUGCUUCUGAUCCUAUUAAUAUUAAGCAAAAUACAAAACAAUCCAAACGACCCAGACUUAACAAAAAGACAUAUUGUGAAUUUAUCUCCGAUAAUGAAGACCCGUUUUUUACUGAUGGUUCUAGUUCGUGGAGUGAUACAGGUAACACGUCUUCAGAUACAUCUACCCAUAAUAAGAGGCCUAAGAAAAAGAUAGUCAAAAAAACACAGAAGGUAAGUAAGGAGUUAGCCAGUAAAACAGAUGAUAUUGACAUAGUUGGCGAAAAAGGUAAAAGAACAAAACGAAUAAAUUAUAGAAAGAAUAGAAAGGAUCUUAAAAAUAGAGGUCAAGAGUAUACCCGAGCAGAUGGAACAAUACGUUCUAAAAGAGAAAUUAAACCUAAUCCUUGUAUCGGGAAAAAAUGCGGCAAUGGCUGCCAGAAUGUAACCGAAGAAAGAAGAUUGUCAUUGUUUCAUCAUUUUUGGAGUUUGAGUAGUGCUAGACAACGCGAUUGGAUUGUAAAUAUGAGCCGACGAAAUUCAAUCAAGAGAAAACGUUCAAAAGAUAGUGGGAAACGUUCUUUUUCGUACGAAUAUUACAUUAAUGAUAACGAAGAUAGACGAAGAGUCUGCCAGCAGUUUCUACUUAACACCCUAGAUAUUACACAAACUUAUGUACAUUAUACACUAACAAAUUCCAUUGAGGGAUCUGCAAAAGAUGAUCUAAGAGGUAAAAUUAUACCUGCUAAUAAAACUAAGGAAACUACACGACAAAGCGUUAUAAACUUCAUCAAAAAGUUGCCAGCACUGCCCUCUCACUACUGUCGAAAGGAUACUACUAAACUUUACUUACCAGUAGAAUUUAGGAACCAAAAAAAUUUGUACCGUAUUUACAAAGGCGAGAAAACAUCCGAGGGAAUAGACUAUGUCAGUGAAAAAAUUUUUUUAAACAUAUUUAAUACUGAAUUUAAUAUAGGCUUUCAUAUUCCUAAGAAAGAUAAAUGUCUCAAAUGUAUUAAAUUUGAUGCAGCAAACACUGAAGAGAGCAAAGCAGAAAAGGAAGACCACCUUAUGGAAAAGAAAGCUAGCAAGGAAAGGUACAGUUUUCAUCGUGAAAUGAGUCAGAAACGCACAGAUUUAAUUUGUACAUCUUUUGAUCUUCAAAAGGUAUUGAACACUCCCCAUGGCGAAAGCAUGUUACUCUAUUAUUCAAGGAAAUAUGCCGUAUACAACUUAUGUUUUUAUGAAAAUGGCAGCAGAGAAGGCUUUUGUUACAUCUGGGGAGAAACUGAAGGAAAACGAGGGAGCAAUGAAAUUGCUUCUAUUAUCCAGAAAUACAUAGAUCUAGUGGAUGCACGCAUCUCAGUGAAACACCUCAUACUGUAUUCCGAUUCAUGUCCCGGACAGAAUAAGAAUAGGAUCAUUUUGUCAGCCAUUCAUAAUGCGCUUAAAAACUGUGAAAAUAUUGUAAGCAUCCAAAUGAACUACUUGCUCCCGGGACAUACAGAGAUGUCUGUUGAUUCUAUGCACUCUGUUAUAAAAGGCGCUGUAAAAAAUACUAUUGUAUGGGCCCCUUCGCAAUGGGCUACAGUUUGUCAGUUAGCUAGAAAAGAACCAAAGCCUUAUAACGUCAGUUAUUUGGAUCAUACAGAUUUCAAAGGUUAUGGAACCUUUGCUGACAAAUAUUUUCGCGGUAAUUUAACUGGAAAGAUAAGCAAGAUCAGAGUUGCUACUUUUAAAAAGUCUAAAAUCAAUCAGAUGUCAGUCAAAUAUAGCAUGAGAUCCGAUGAAGAAGAAGAAAUUAUUCCUAUCAUCAUGGGAGGUAUAAAUUCAAAGGUCGUGGACCAAUUGUACAAAACACCUUUGCCCAUAACUAAAACAAAAUAUAACGAUUUAAAAAAACUUUGUGAUGAUCAGGUGAUCCCCAAAUUGUUCCAAAAGGAAUAUAUAAAUUUACCUUCAGUUACAGGAAUUGAUACCCUCGCAGAAACGGAUAUAGACGACAUUAUGUAAAACUUUGUUUUAGAUAUUUAAUUUUUGUUUUCAUUUCACAUCAGUUAGCCGUAUAUGUUUAAUACCCAAACUUAUUGUACACAAGAUUUAUCUUGUAUAACGAGCGAGUUUUUGUUUUUAUACUUUAUUAUAUUAAUAUUAUUUUCUAAACGUUAUUUUAUUUCUGAUAACCGUCACCCUAGAUAUAGGUAAGUGUCGAAUUAAAACUCUAGUGCAAUAAUUAUGUUUAAUAAGGUAUUAGAUGACUCAUAAUAAUGUGCGUUUGUCGUUACAAUUACUUCUUCAGUUUAUUUUAUUUUAGUUAUAAUAAUAAUGUUUUAAAUUAAACUUCUUUUAAA
Molecule: messenger RNA, 3169 nt
Organism: Diabrotica virgifera virgifera (western corn rootworm)
Lineage: Eukaryota; Metazoa; Arthropoda; Insecta; Coleoptera; Chrysomelidae
Exons: 4
Coding region: 408-2831 (807 amino acids)
Source: RefSeq, a predicted model, not a curated record